GAUGUCAAUUUUGACCGUACUUUGCUUUGAUCUUGAAGACAACUUUUAAAGGGGGUGAUUCCGGACACACAAAUUCGCAACCGCUCCUAAGAAACAGGGCUGAGAUAUUUCGUUAUGCAGGACCCAACACAGGCAGGUGUCAAGAUAGGCCCCCACCAGAGGUACAACCCUCUCACGGGCACUUGGGUUCUUGUCUGUCCUAACCGGGCUAAAAGACCCUGGCAGGGGAAGGUGCAUGAACAGCCCAAGAAGGACCAGCUGCAGAGUUCGUCUCAAGGUCGAUCGACUGGAAAGGUUGUGACAGCUGAUUCACAACCAAACCAAUUGGCACCAGGAGGUGUUCGCUCAAACGGCCAGGCAUGGGUCAAGAUAGGCCCCCACCAGAGGUACAACCCUCUCACGGACACUUGGGUUCUUGUCUGUCCUAACCGGGCUAAAAGACCCUGGCAGGGGAAGGUGCAUGAACAGCCCAAGAAGGACCAGCUGCAGAGUUCGUCUCAAGGUCGAUCGACUGGAAAGGUUGUGACAGCUGAUUCACAACCAAACCAAUUGGCACCAGGAGGUGUUCGCUCAAACGGCCAGGUGAACCCGGAUUAUGAUUCAGUAUAUACAUUUCCAAACGACUUCCCGGCACUGUUGCCCAGAACAGGGCUAGAAAGUGGCGAGAAAACCUUCGAAAGGGAAGAAAGCGAUGAUGAUCUAUUUGUCAACAAAUCCGCCUAUGGGUACUGCGAAGUCAUGUGUUUCCACCCCGAUUCCAGCCUGACCAUUCCUCUGAUGAGCCAGCUUCAAAUCAGGGUUGUGAUUGACAGCUGGUGUGAUCGACUGUUGCACCUGGGCAAAACUUAUAAGUGGGUGCAGAUAUUCGAAAACAAGGGCCAAAUUAUGGGAUGCUCCAAUCCUCAUCCUCAUUGCCAAAUUUGGUCUAGUGAUUUCUUGCCCCAAGAAUGCUCAAAAGAGGAUACUUGCUUGCGAAAUUACAAAAACAAACAUGGGUCGAAUUUGUUGAUCGACUAUGUUAACAAAGAGUUACAAAAACACGAGCGGAUAGUUGUUAAAAACGACCACUGGGUGGCCAUAGUUCCAUACUGGGCGCUAUGGCCUUUCGAGACCAUAGUCCUACCUCUGAGUCACAGACUCAGACUGACUGACUUGAGCCAUUCAGAGCGGGAUUCUCUAGCCCGCAUGAUGAAAGAUUUGACGACCAAGUAUGACAACUUAUUCACGUGUUCCUUUCCAUACUCGAUGGGAUUUCAUGGUGCACCCACCGGAGAUGGUUAUGGGGAAAAAGAGGAGGAGGGGGAGUAUUCCCACUGGCAACUUCAUUUGCAUUACUACCCACCCCUGUUGCGGUCCGCCUCAGUGCAGAAAUUUAUGGUGGGGUAUGAGAUGCUGGCCCAGCCUCAGCGGGACAUCACUCCCGAAAUGGCCGCCGAAUUUCUCAAAGUGCAGUCAACUACGCAUUACUCGGAACAAUAGAACUCUGGACAAAGUGGUCUAUGAAGUCAUCUAUUGCAAAUUUUAACUCUCAUAUUUAAAAGUUUAUUAGGUGCUGCCCGCACUGGCAAAGAUGGGUUAAAGUAGAUUGGAACAGA
This is a messenger RNA of Symsagittifera roscoffensis, 1595 nucleotides long. RefSeq names its product galactose-1-phosphate uridylyltransferase-like. The coding region runs from base 115 to 1479 and encodes 454 amino acids. Gene Ontology annotation, molecular function: zinc ion binding; UDP-glucose:hexose-1-phosphate uridylyltransferase activity. NCBI's taxonomy places the organism in Eukaryota, Metazoa, Xenacoelomorpha, Acoela, Convolutidae. Gene Ontology annotation, cellular component: cytoplasm. The transcript has 9 exons. The record is from RefSeq and is a predicted model, not a curated record. Gene Ontology annotation, biological process: beta-D-galactose catabolic process via UDP-galactose, Leloir pathway.